GUCCCUAACACCGUGGUCAAAUGGUGCAAGCAAAUCCAUAGAAAAGCCAUUGCCGACCAUGGAUUGAAUGCCUUAGCCGAGCCAAGCUAAUAUUUUCGUGUUUGUUUCACGUGCGCUAGUGCGGGCUUGAUGUCUUCUAUUACGGAUGAUUAAAAGCGGUAAUGCAAUAAUUAGACAAAUGUGGAAGUAGCGACAGAACCCUCUAAUCGGUUCCUAUUUUGUGCAAGAACAUUUCAUUGGAAGGACGGCGUUUGAAUGGUUGAGUGAGCCAAUUGUUUUGACUGUUAAGUAGGCAGGUUCAAAGUAAAGAUGACUGACGACGUAUCAGAUGAUUCUAGCGACUUGGAUGCUGGCAUUCCAGCUCACACAAUUAAAUAUUUUCCUCGUAGCGGUCGUCAGAAAGGACCAAGUAAUUUGGCUCUCAAACGGGCCAACCUCAUGUUCACGAUGGAAAAUGAACGCUACCGCACGAAGUGCCGUAAGCUUGAGCGUUUUAUGAAGGAUUUGGUCAUAGAGAGCGCAGCACUCUGCGACCAAGUGGCACGCGUGCAAGAGUCAAUCUUUGUGGCCAAAGAAGAGCGGCGUUUCCUCCUGAAGAAGUUCCUCCAGUACCGUCAGCAACGGGAUGGACCCGUUGAAACAGUGCGGCCAGCACCCGUCAGCGCUCCAGCGCAGGCGGGUGGUUCGACACCGCCGUCCACACCAGCACUCGGCGGUGUUUUGGACAGCACCGACAAGGCGCAGGCGAAGGCUUCAAAAAAGGUCCUUAAGCGACGUAACACUAAGGAGGGGCUUACCGAGGAAGCACCGCGGCCUAAACGAAGAAAGCCGGCAGGAGCAGACAAGCGACUAGUAGCACCUAUCCCACUGGACUCAUGCGGUCGACCCUUGUUUCCUAUUGUGUUGCCUGGUUGCAAAGUGCAUAGCCUUGGGGAGAUUGUCACUGACAGAGCUGGAUUCCACUGCCAGGAGAGCCUGUACCCUGUUGGCUACUGUAGCUCCCGGAUUUACGCAAGCGUUCUGAAUGCCAAUCAUGCCUGCAUCUACACAUGCACCAUUCUGGAUGCUGGCACUGGACCUCGGGUAUGCUUAUGCUUGUAGUCUGUAAAUUCAGCUUGUAUUUCUCACAACAAUUGUGAACUUCUUCUGUUUUUUCUUUAAAAAGGGAUUUUUAGUUUUCAUGUCAGUAUUUCUUUUCAUAAUAACACAUAUAUAUAUAUAUAUAUUCCCCUUGUAGUCACUAUAAGAAUUUGCAUAUGUAGUGACAAGAAUGCUUAUUACAUGCCCUGAUCAUUUUUACACAUUUUGGACUGCUGAGGCCCAUGGGCCAAGUGAAACAAGAGUUGCAAACUGUAGCUCAGUAACAAUAAAAUUAAAUUGUGGCGUUUUAUGUUCCAAAACCACAAUAUGAUUAUGAGGCUGCUAAGUAGCAAGACGAACCUGGCUUAUUUUGGAUUUUAUGCUAAAAUGGAAAAAGCUGUCAUAUACAAAAAGAUCUUUUGUGUGUUGGGGAGAGAGAGAAACGAAGUAGGAAAGGUAGCGAGGUUAACCAAGGAUGUGCCCGGUUGGCUACCCUAAACUUGGGGAGUCAAGUUAUAGUAAAUGAGAAGAAAAAAAUGGCCCUAAGGUUGAGCCCUGUGGUACUGUGAAGGUAUGUGAUGAGAAUUAAUUACAAACACAUAUUUGUACAUGUUUGUCUGCUUGCUUAACCUUGGAUUUGAAAACUAUAUGUGACCUAGUUUUAUCGGUGUUUUUGGCUUUAGCUGAACAUGCAUUGUAACUAAACGUGUAACAUUGAUAUGCA
Molecule: messenger RNA, 1804 nt
Organism: Dermacentor andersoni
Lineage: Eukaryota; Metazoa; Arthropoda; Arachnida; Ixodida; Ixodidae
Source: RefSeq, a predicted model, not a curated record